Oreochromis niloticus (Nile tilapia) is the source of this 963-nucleotide messenger RNA. RefSeq names its product ependymin. Gene Ontology annotation, cellular component: extracellular region; lysosome. The transcript has 6 exons. The record is from RefSeq and is a predicted model, not a curated record. Lineage: Eukaryota; Metazoa; Chordata; Actinopteri; Cichliformes; Cichlidae. Bases 90 to 731 code for a protein of 213 amino acids. Gene Ontology annotation, molecular function: calcium ion binding. Gene Ontology annotation, biological process: cell-matrix adhesion.
AUCUGUCAGCAUAUAUAAGGAAGUGCGGCUCCUCUAGAGCACCAGAGACUUCGCAACUACCUGUGAGAAAGUCUGUGGAUUCCUCGAAGAUGAAACUCUUUGUGGUGUUAGUGUGCGUGCUGGCAGGCUGCCUGGCAGAGAAACCUCGCCCGUGCACAAGCCCUCCCCUUCUGACUGGAGCCCUCAUUCUUUCCACACAGAAUGAAAAGCUUUGGCUGUAUGCCAAAUACUUCUACGAUGCAUUGGGACAAAAGGUCCGGCUCACGGAGCAGGGGAACUACCAGAAAAAGCCGUUCACCUAUGACGCCCUGCUGCUCUUCAGAGAGGCUGCCAUGUAUGAGAUUGACGACAAAGCUCGUACAUGCAAGAAAAAGCCUCUGAGGGCAGACUUCCAUCCUAUGGAAAUCCCAAUUAAUUCAUCUCUGGUGGGCCAAGCCGUUUUGGGCAGCUCAUCUGGAGUCGGUCAAGGACUCCUGGUCAACACCUGGACUGGAAAUCUUUCUGGAAGUACAGAAAAUUACGUGACCACCUUCACUGAAAUCGGAUGCAUUCCAGUCAACACUAAGUACCAGACACAAGAGUAUGGAUGGGUGUUGACAGACUUCUUCAACAACGUCAUUGGGAUUUCUGACCCCGGUCAGCUCAACCCCCCCGACUACUGCCCAACAGAGAUGACGGCAAAUGGAGAGCAGUCUGAAGAUUUCACCAGCUUCUUCUUUAAGCUGCAGUGAAGGCUUUGGCAGGUUUUUACCUUACACAGUGCAGUGAGAUCACCAAUGUUGUGAAAUGCCAUUAUAUAAAUAAAACUGAAUGGCAUGUAAUUGCAUAUAAUAUGCCGUCUCCUCCUUAUUCCUGUUUGAAACAUGGAGGGCAAGUUUGACCUCAUUGUUCUUUCUGUGUAUCUCUAACCGGGAUGAAUUUUGCUUUCUUUCUGGCAUACAGAAAAUGAUGAAGAGGUUUUAA